ACACAAGCUAGCUAGUCUACAAAGUAAGGCCAGCUACAACACAACUACACAUUUGUGGAGGAGAGAGAGAGAGCGAGAGAGUGAUGACAAGGAAGAUGUUCAUGGCGACGGGGGGCAAAAGCGGCGGCAGUAGGUAUAGGGGAGGGAUGGUGUCAUUGAGGAGGAGGAGGCCGUUCCAGCUCAUGGUGCUGAGGAGGCUCCGGGAGCUCAAGAAGAUCGUGCCCGCCAGCACCGCCCGCCGCCGCGAGGCCGACGUGGACGCGCUGCUCCGCCGGACGGCCGAGUACAUAUGCGUGCUCGAGCUCAAGGUGGCCGUCCUCCGGAAGGUUUCCGCCAUCUGCGGCGCCUAGCUAGCUCGGGCGGCUCCAGCUAGCUAGCCGGACCGGCCAUCUCGACAUUUUGCAUGUCAGCUUACGCUGCUGUACAUGUAAGAAGAGAGAGAGAGGGAAAAAGAGCAUGCAUCCCAUGAUCCAUCGAUCCAUUUCUUGCCGUCGCCGCUUCUUUCUGUCUCGCUCUCUUCAGCUCUACUUAAUUGCCUUCCCUACCAUCACCAAUUAGUAGCAGCAGUAUUAGUGUAGUAGUUUGUUGUACCUCCUCUAUGUGAUAAUUGGUUGCCUUUCCUAACACGGGAUGGGUGUGCGUUAAUUAUUAGUUAAGCUGCCUG
This is a messenger RNA of Lolium rigidum, 664 nucleotides long. RefSeq lists its product as uncharacterized. The transcript has a single exon. The record is from RefSeq and is a predicted model, not a curated record. Bases 84 to 350 code for a protein of 88 amino acids. NCBI's taxonomy places the organism in Eukaryota, Viridiplantae, Streptophyta, Magnoliopsida, Poales, Poaceae.